Messenger RNA from Oryza sativa Japonica Group (Japanese rice), 372 nucleotides. RefSeq lists its product as uncharacterized. Lineage: Eukaryota; Viridiplantae; Streptophyta; Magnoliopsida; Poales; Poaceae. The record is from RefSeq and is a predicted model, not a curated record.
AUGGAUCCCACAACCGGGACAUGUUCCGGGUGCGAGGUCACCAAGAAGAUCCCUAGUUGGAUGAUGAGGAAGACACUAAUGCAAUGUAUGGAAGCCGGCCACUUUGGCAAGGACGCCAUGGAUAUGGCGCGGCUGGAACAUGCACUCCCCCGCGGCGAUCUUCACCGGCCGAGAGUGGGCAGCAAGACGGCGGAGCGGAGCUGCUCGGUGUGCCUCAAGAAUUUCGAGGAGGACGACUACAUCUGGUCGAUGCCCUGCUCCCACACUUUCCAUCAGCUCUGCGUCUUGGGUGACCGCUCUUGCAGGGUCUGUCACCCGGCUGCUCCCCCAUCCACGGAGGAGAAACCGGAGGCCCCUCGGACUAUUCAUUGA